Molecule: messenger RNA, 2610 nt
Organism: Trachemys scripta elegans
Lineage: Eukaryota; Metazoa; Chordata; Testudines; Emydidae
Product: kinetochore-associated protein 1-like
Biological process (GO): mitotic spindle assembly checkpoint signaling; protein localization to kinetochore involved in kinetochore assembly; mitotic sister chromatid segregation
Cellular component (GO): RZZ complex; kinetochore microtubule; cytoplasm
Molecular function (GO): small GTPase binding
Source: RefSeq, a predicted model, not a curated record
AUGUGGAAUUAUAUUGAACUUCUGACAAACGAUGACACAGGAAGUGGACGACUGAACAUAGGUUCGAGACAUGAAUGUGGAACUGCCCUGUACCAAGAGAAUACGCUAGUUAAAAUAACUUCCUCUGAAAAGGUCUUGUGUAAUCCAAAACUAUAUGCAUGCAACUCAAGUGAUGGCUGUAUUAUUGUGGCUGACAGAUCAGUGGCACUUCUUGAUAGCAUUUGCCAGUCCUUUCAGAUGCACAUCCAGUUUGAUACUGAAGUGGAUGUGGUUGGGUUGCGUCAAAAAGGGCAGUUUCUUGUAGUCGGUGAGAGAAGUGGUAACCUACAUCUUAUUCAUGUACCAUCAAAGCAAACUUUGCUAACUAAUGUUUUUGUUCAGAAAUCUGCAAAUGAAAAGACUUAUCUAAACCUUAUUAUAGAAAAAGAUAAUGCAGAUGGAGGAAUCUAUCAUAUAUUCAUUCUCACAAGCAAUGGAUUCUUUUGAAUAAUGUGCCUCACACUUGCAAAAAUUCAGGAAGCAAUUGACAAGAUGGACAUGAUUACAGCAAAGAAGUUACAAGGAAUGAUCAAGACUGCUUAUAUUUCUACAAAGGAUUAUCACACCCUUGGUUGUCUGAAUUUUGUGAUUGGCGACUCGAUGAACAACAUCCUGCUGAUAAUUGGGGGUCAAGGUGACUGUGUGCUCUCCAAAUGGGAGGUGGAUCCUAGUAAAAAUCUGGUGUCUGUUCAAAGUUUUGCUGAUUCAAGUUUGAUUAAAGAUGCAGUGCAAUUUCAGGUCAUAGACAACUUGUUUGUCUUGGAUAAGGAAAACAUUUUGAGCAUGUGGGAUGUUUAUUCUCUUACCUUGAUUUGGGAUUGGCCUUUAGUUCAUAUUGAAGAAUUUCUUCUAACUACAGAAUCAGAUUCUUCUUCAGUCAUAAGACAAGGGGUUGCUAGCCUUAAACUAAUAAACUUGACAGUACCUGUUAAUAAACAGAUGAGAAACCUCACGGUUUUUUCACUGCCUGCAAUGCACCUGCUCUAUUCUUUAGAAGUAUCUGUUGUUUCUUCACUCGUUCAAAGUGGAAUCAGCACAGAUACAAUAUAUUUUUUGGAAGGAAUUAAUGAAAAUCACCAAAAGUCCCCUGAAGGCCCGGUGUCUGUUUUAGUAUUGAGAAGUUUAACAGAAGCCUUGCCAGAAAACAGAUUAAGACGCUUACUUCACAAACACAAGUUUACUGAAGCUGAGAAUUUUGCGAUUCAGUUUGGACUGGAUGUUGAGCUUGUUUACAAAGUAAAAGCAAGUGCUAUUUUAGAGAAAUUGGCUUCAUCUUCCAUUGGGAGUUAUGGUCAAACAGUUUGGUUAGACCUUGUGGAUGAAGCUAAAGAAAAUCUGCAUGAAACACAGGAUAACCAUUUUGUAGUGGAUUACUGUAUAAAUGCUCCAUGGCCAACGUAUGAAACAACUCAGUAAAUGUUAAACUACGCUAAAAUCAGAAUCUUGAAGAGAGAUGAACAAAUGAUUGCUUCCUUAUCUGAUGGGGUUCAAGUUUCCAUAACAGAAGUACUGAGAGCUCAAGCAAGGCUAACUACUUUCUAUGGAGUCUUUGGACCAGAGAAAUUCAGUGGAAUUGCUUGGAAUGAAUUCUUGAAUAAUGAAGAUAUUUUCAAGAACAUCCUUUUUCAACUACAAGAAGGCAAUCUCCCUUGUGUGCAAUACCUCUGGCUUAGGCAUCAGGCAGAUUUUGAAAGCAGCUUUGAUGUGAAAAUGCUGGAGGACCUGCUUAACACAAUCUGUGCCACCAUUCCUGUAAAAGAACUGUCUGUGUGGUUUAAAAAUGUUGUGAUUCCCUUUGUAAGGAGGGUUGUGCCAAAAGGACAGAAAAUAUUAGCAAAAUAGCUGGAACAAGGAGCUCGAAAUCUUGAAUUAACUGAUAAGGCAAAUUGGCCAGAAAAUGGACCAGAGGUGUUUUUUACAAGUAAAAAUCCAGGUGUACUGGGACUGGCAUCUUCCUGGCAUUGGAUUCCCUUGAAGUGUGAUGAUUGCGAAGAGGUCCACCGGUUAAAGCAGCUUGUAAAUUAUUUACAAGAGUUGGUGGAGAUCCGCAAAAAAUACAGUUGCAAACUAGCGCUCUGGGAUUUUGAAAAGGAGAAUGCAAGUACAAUAGUAUUCCGCAUGUUUGAUAAACUUUUGGCACCAGAGCUCAUUCCAUCCAUUUUGGAGAAGUUUAUAAAGCCAUAUAUACAUGAACAUAAUCUACAACAGGAUGAACUUCUCUUGCAGUAUAUAAAGGACUUGCUAGAACGCUGUCGUAUACGAUCUACAUCAGUGUUUGAAACUGCAUGGGAGGCAAAGGCAAUAGCUGUCAUUGGCUGCAUAUCUGAUACAGAUCUGGUAUUUGAUGCAGUACUGCAGAUAAUGCAUGGUGCUGUGGUGCCUUGGAGUACAGCUGUGGAGCAGCUGGUGAAGCAGCAUUUGGAAAUGAAACAUGUCAAAGUGAAGUUAUUGCAGGACAGCUUCAGACUAAUGGAGAUGAAGACGCUUUUACGGGGCUACGGAAUAAGAGAUAAUAAUCUUUUAAAGGACAAACAGAUGAUAAUGAGACUGGUGAAAUACAUACUUUUAUAA